AUGUCAUUAUUAAAAUAUUUUCUAUUUUUAUAUCGUAGUGAAUCAUUUAAAAAAUGUUUAAAAUAUAUUGAAAAUGAUUGGAUGCAAGUUAAUGUUAAUGAAGAAAGAGAAAUAAUGUUAAAAAAUGCAAAAUUUGGUAGAACAAUUUCAAUUUGGUGUACUAUAUUAAUGUUUAGUGGUGGUUCUGGUCAUCAUUUUUUUAAACCAUUAUUGUCAGAUAGAAUAUUAACUAAAAUGAAUAUUAGCGUUAAACCAUAUCCAUCACCAAGAUUUAUUGCUAUUGUAAAGCAGCACACGAGAGUAUUGAGUUAUGUUUCUCAAUUAGAAAUGGUAUUUAGUGAAAUAUUUCUUGUCGAAAUAUUAGGCUGUGCCAUCAAUUUGAGUAUAUUGGGAUAUUUUGCAAUAUCGAAUUGGAAGGAGGGAAACAUUGCUAAUUUUAUAACAUAUAUAAUUUUAAUAAAUGUUUUUAUUUUUAAUAUUUUUAUAUAUUCCUAUAUUGGAGAAAUGCUUACUAUUCAGGCUAGAAAAGUCGGUGAAACGGGAUAUCUAAUAGAUUGGCAUCAAUUGCCAAAAAAUAUUUCCCUUGAUUUGUCAUUUUUCAUUCAAAUUUGUCAAUUUCCAAAAAAAAUUACAGCGGGGAAAAUUGUUUUUCUUUCUCUUGCUUCAUUCACUGCGAUAAUGAAAUCAUCUGCUGCUUAUUUUAAUAUUCUUUGG
This is a messenger RNA of Leptopilina boulardi, 714 nucleotides long. Its product is annotated as odorant receptor 82a-like. Gene Ontology annotation, cellular component: plasma membrane. The transcript is spliced from 6 exons. Gene Ontology annotation, molecular function: odorant binding; olfactory receptor activity. Lineage: Eukaryota; Metazoa; Arthropoda; Insecta; Hymenoptera; Figitidae. The annotation marks the transcript as partial. The record is from RefSeq and is a predicted model, not a curated record. Gene Ontology annotation, biological process: sensory perception of smell; detection of chemical stimulus involved in sensory perception of smell.